UUAUUUUGACGAGGCCGGGCGGAAGCUGAGGGGUCGGUUGUUGCGCAUUGACUCCGGUGGGGUCCUCAGCGCCGCGGUGCAGCUCGUUUUGGGGCAGAAGCUGCGGAGUGAAGGCGGAGGAGGUGACGACGAGCUGCGAGGCUGCGACACCGACAACCGAGCGAACGGCGGCUGACACUCAGUCAGACUGAGAAACGACAGAGACAUGUCGGUGUCCACGCAGCUGGGUCUGCUGCUGUGGAAGAACUUCACCUACAGACGACGACAGACGCUUCAGCUGCUGUUGGAGAUCGUCUGGCCGCUCUUCAUCUUCUUCAUCCUUAUUGCCGUGCGUUUGAACUACCCACCUUACGAACAGCAUGAGUGCCAUUUUCCGAACAAGGCGAUGCCUUCAGCCGGAACGCUGCCCUGGCUUCAGGGAAUCCUCUGCAACGCCAACAACCCGUGCUUUAGGAACCCGACGCCGGGCGAGUCUCCAGGCGUCGUCGGCAACUUCAACGACUCCAUAAUUUCUCGGCUGUUUUCCGACGCUAAGAGAAUUCUUCUGUACAGUCAGAAUGACAGAAACCUGGACGGGUUUAAGGAGCUAACUCAGGCCCUGCAGACGCUGCAGAACAGCCAGUCAGGAUUCAAACUAAAGCAUUUCCUGCGAGACAAUGAGACGCUGUCAAGCUUUCUGCUGAGGAAUGCCUCGUUCCCUGAACACAGCGUCCAGGUGAUCAGAGAGGCCGACGUCAACCUGGAGAAGGUUCUCCUCAGAGGCUUUGGGGUCCACCUGAGGGACAUGUGUCCUUCAGGUGGUAAGCACCGCUUGGAGGACUUCAUCAUGAUCCCAGACCCGCAGGUAUUGUUGCUGGUACAGGAGGUCAUCUGUGAGGCAUCGCCGACCUGGCUGAACCAGGCUGAGGAGCACUUCCUGAGCAACCUGGACUUCCUCAAACCCAUCCAGAGGGACGGGCAUUCAGACCCUGAAGCUGUCAGACAAGUUGCCCGAGCGACCAACAAACUGCUGGAGAACCUGGGGUCACUGGCUGUAGAGCUGGCCAGUAUGAAGAGCUGGAUUGACCUGAGGAACGAGAUAAACUUUCUGACUCAGAACGCCACGUCCUCGCCCAGUGCCAUGUACCAGGCCGUCUCCAGGAUUGUGUGCGGUCACCCUGAGGGUGGCGGGCUGCAGAUCAAAUCCCUCAACUGGUAUGAAGACAGCAACUACAAAGCCCUGUUUGGAAACUACAACAGUAGCGAAGACGAGAGCAUGACACUCUACGACAACUCGUCCACGCCGUACUGUAACAGCCUGGUGAAGAACAUGGACUCCAACCCCAUGUCCAGGAUGAUCUGGCAGGCUCUUAAGCCUCUACUCUUGGGGAAGAUCCUGUACACCCCCCAUACUCCUGUCACCCAGAGGAUCAUCCAUGAGGUGAACCGGACCUUCCAGGAGCUUGGCGUCUUCAGGGACCUGGGAGGAAUGUGGGAGGAGAUGAGGCCCAAAGUGUGGAACUUCAUGGAGAACAGUCAGCACAUGGACCUGAUCCGGACUCUGCUGAAGAACAACAUCACUGCGAGGUUCCUCCAUGCACAACUGACCAAAACGGACUGGACCGUGGCCGAUGUUUCCAACUUCUUGUCCAAGCAGGCAGAAGACCUGCAGCCGCCGGGCAGCGACAUCACAUGGAGGGACGUGUUUAACGAGACUGACCAGGCCAUCAUGAGCAUUUCCCGCUUCAUGGAGUGUGUUAACCUGGACAAACUGGAGCCAGUGUCCACUGAGGAGCGACUGGUCAACCAGUCCAUGGGUCUGCUGGAGGACAGAAAGUUCUGGGCAGGCAUCGUGUUCCCCGAUAUCCUCCCCAAUGCUACAGAGCUGCCAGCUAAAGUCAACUACAAGAUCCGCAUGGAUAUCGACAACGUGGAGCGAACCAAUAAAAUCAAAGACGCGUACUGGGACCCCGGUCCUCGUGCUGACCCAUUUGAGGACAUGCGGUACAUCUGGGGUGGGUUCCUCUACCUGCAGGAUGUUAUUGAGCAAGGCAUUGUCAGAGCCGUGACGGGCACCAAGGAGAAGACGGGCAUCUACAUCCAGCAGAUGCCGUACCCCUGCUAUGUAGACGACAUCUUCCUGCGGAUCAUGAGCCGCUCCAUGCCGCUCUUCAUGACGCUGGCCUGGAUGUACUCGGUGGCGAUCAUCCUGAAAAGCGUGGUGUACGAGAAGGAGGCACGACUGAAGGAGACCAUGAGGAUUAUGGGUCUGGAUAACGGCAUCCUAUGGUUCAGUUGGUUCAUCAGCAGCCUGAUCCCCCUGCUGAUCAGCGCCGGGCUACUGGUGCUGCUGCUCAAGAAGGGGAACCUGCUGCCUUACAGUGACCCAGGCGUGGUUUUCCUCUUCCUGGGAUCUUUUGCGGUGGUGACCAUCAUGCAGUGUUUCCUCCUCAGCACCGCGUUUGCCCGAGCGAACUUGGCUGCUGCCUGUGGCGGGAUCAUCUACUUCACGCUCUACCUGCCCUACGUUCUCUGCGUUGCCUGGCAGGACUACAUCGGCUUUGGAGCCAAGGUUUUUGCUAGCCUCCUGUCUCCUGUAGCAUUUGGGUUUGGCUGCGAGUACUUUGCUCUGUUCGAGGAGCAGGGGGUUGGUAUCCAGUGGAAGAACCUGGUGUCUAGUCCUUUGGAGGAGGACGACUUCAGCCUCCGCACCACCAUCAUCCUCAUGUACUUUGACUCCUUCCUGUAUGGAGUCCUUACCUGGUACCUGGAGGCCGUGUUCCCAGGUCAGUACGGGAUUCCUCGACCCUGGUAUUUUCCCUUCUCCAGGUCCUACUGGUUUGGGGAGGAGGAAGGAAAGUCCAGUAAAAUCCCUCUAAACCGAAAAGGAAACGCAGGAGCUGUGUACAUGGAAGAGGAGCCAGCUCACCUGGAGCCCGGUGUCUACAUCGAGAACCUUGUAAAGGUCUAUCGUCAUGGGAAGAAGCUGGCAGUGGAUGGACUGACGCUCGGCUUCUACGAGGGACAAAUCACCUCUUUUCUGGGACACAACGGAGCCGGAAAAACCACCACCAUGUCCAUCCUUACUGGCCUGUUUCCACCCACCUCGGGUACAGCCUACAUCCUGGGCAGGGACAUCCGGACCGACCUGAGCACCAUCAGACAGAGUCUGGGAGUCUGUCCCCAACACAAUGUCCUUUUCAGCAUGCUGACAGUGGAGGAGCACAUCUGGUUCUAUGCGCGUCUUAAAGGACUGUCAGAGGAGAGGGUGAAAAGUGAGAUUGAGCAGAUCCUGAAGGACACCGGGCUACCACACAAGCGCUCCUCUCGGACCAGCACUCUGUCCGGGGGCAUGCAGAGGAAGCUGUCUGUGGCUCUGGCGUUCGUGGGGGGAUCAAAGGUGGUGAUCCUGGACGAGCCCACUGCCGGCGUUGACCCAUAUGCCCGUAGAGGAAUAUGGGACCUACUGCUGAAGUACCGCCAGGGUAGAACCAUCAUCUUGUCGACACACCACAUGGACGAGGCCGACAUUCUGGGCGACCGCAUUGCUAUUAUCUCCCACGGAAAGCUGUGCUGUGUCGGCUCGUCUCUGUACCUCAAGAACCACCUUGGAACAGGAUACUACCUAACCCUGGUGAAGAAGGAACCAGAACCAUCUCUCAGUUCCUGCAGGAACUCAUCCAGCACUGUGUCCUUCACCAAGAAGGAGGAGGAAUGCGCUUCGGUUAGCAGCAGUGACGCAGGACUCGGCAGCGAACAUGAAAGUGAGGCUGCUACCAUCGAGAAUGGCCCCUCAGCUUCGGUCUGCAAUGUCCCCUUCGUUCCCCCAGACGUGACGCUGAUCUCCAGUCUGAUUCUGCGACACGUCCCUGCAGCACGCCUGGUGGAGGACCUGGGUCAUGAGCUGACCUACAUCCUGCCGUACAGCGCUGCCAAAGAUGGCGCCUUCGUGGAGCUUUUCAAGGACCUGGACAUGAAGCUGUCGUACCUCAGCAUCUCCAGCUACGGAGUGUCUGACACCACGCUGGAGGAGAUUUUCCUGAAAGUAGCUGAAGAUAACGGAGUUGACACUGAUGUACCCUCAGACGGGACGCUUCCUGUCCAGAGACGAAGGAGGACUCACGCCUUUGGUGGAGGAGACCCCCAAAGCUGCCUGAGACCUUUGACUGAGGAUUACAACAACGAUGGCAAUGACUCUGAUGGAGACCCAGAGGGCAGGGAGACAGACUGGCUGAAAUGCACCGAUGGUAAAGGCUCGUAUCAGGUGAAGGGUUGGCAUCUGAUGCAGCAGCAGUUUGUGGCGCUGAUGUGGAAACGCUUCCUGUAUGCUCGGCGCUCCAGGAAGGGCUUCUUUGCUCAGAUUGUCCUUCCUGCCAUGUUUGUCUGCAUCGCUUUGAUCUUCAGCCUCAUCGUUCCCCCGUUUGGAAAGUAUCCCAGUCUGGAGCUGCAGCCGUGGAUGUACGAGGACCAGGUCACCUUUAUUAGUGAUGACGCUCCCACUGACGCCAACAUGCAGAAGCUUCUGAACUCCCUGCUGGACACUCCAGGCUUUGGGACUCGCUGCAUGGACGGACAUCCUAUACCGGAGACUCCCUGUACGAUGGGAGACGAGGACUGGCACGUCCCUGAUGUCCCUGAAGUUCAGCAGAUGUUCAGCUCAGGGAACUGGACCAUGGAGAAUCCUUCUCCGGCCUGUAACUGCAGCUGUGAUGGAAAGAAGAAGAUGCUCCCGGAGUGUCCUGUAGGAGCUGGAGGACCGCCCCCCCCUGAGAUGAAGCUGAGUGCCACCGACACACUGCAGAACCUGACAGGAAGGAACAUCUCUGACUACCUGGUGAAAACAUAUGCUCAGAUCAUUGGCAAGAGCCUAAAGAACAAGGUGUGGGUCAACGAGUUCAGGUAUGGAGGAUUCUCACUGGGAGCCAGAAGCACUCAGGUGCUGCCACCAGCCGAUGAGAUUGAUGACGCCAUCGAGAGAGUCCGGAAGAUCUUUGAAAUCCAGAAGGGGGCAGCUGCAGAUCGGUUCCUUGAGAGUUUGUCUGGAUUCAUUAACGGCCUGGAUACAAAGAACAACGUGAAGAUCUGGUUCAACAACAAAGGCUGGCAUAGCAUUGGUGCCUUCAUCAACGUCAUGAGUAACGGCAUCCUGAGAGCUAACCUGCCAGAGGAGAAGGAUCCCAGCCGCCACGGCAUCAGUGUCUUCAACCACCCACUGAAUCUGACCAAGGAGCAGCUGUCCCAGGUGGCGCUGGUGACGACCUCUGUGGACGUCCUGGUGUCCAUCUGUGUCAUCUUUGCCAUGUCCUUUGUCCCGGCCAGCUUCGUAGUCUUCCUCAUCCAGGAGCGCGUCAGCAAAGCCAAACACAUGCAGUUCAUCAGCGGAGUCCAGCCACUGCUGUACUGGGUGGCCAACUUCACCUGGGACAUGUGUAACUACGUUGUCCCAGCGACGCUCGUCAUCCUCAUCUUUGUCUGUUUCCAACAAAAAGCCUACGUGUCCUCCACCAACCUUCCGGUGCUCGCCCUGCUGCUGCUGCUCUACGGCUGGUCGAUCACACCUCUUAUGUAUCCGGCCUCCUUCUUCUUUAAGAUCCCCAGCACAGCCUACGUGGUCCUCACCAGCGUCAACAUCCUGAUUGGCAUCAACGGCAGCAUCUCCACCUUUGUCAUGGAGCUGUUUGGAAACAACGAGAUUGGAGGAAUCAACGACAUCCUGAAGAAUGUCCUCCUCAUCUUCCCUCACUUCUGUCUUGGCCGAGGACUCAUUGACAUGGUGAAGAACCAAGCGAUGGCUGACGCCCUCGAGAGAUUCGGUGAAAACAGGUUUCGCUCUCCUCUGGAAUGGGACAUGGUGGGAAAAAACCUGUUUGCUAUGGCUGUGGAGGGAGUGGUGUUCUUCAUCAUCACCGUCCUCAUCCAGUACAGGUUCUGCAUUAAACCCAGGCCGCUCAGUAAACUCACCAAACUGGGACCUCUGGGUGAGGAGGAUGAGGAUGUGGCUCGAGAGAGACAGCGAAUCGUCCAUGGCCUCGGGCACGGAGACAUCCUGGAGCUCAGACAGCUCACCAAGGUCUUUAAGGUGAAGCAGAAGCCAGCCGUGGAUCGACUGUGUGUAGGAAUUCCUCCUGGAGAGUGCUUCGGUCUGCUAGGUGUCAAUGGAGCUGGGAAGACCACCACCUUCAAGAUGCUGACAGGAGACACGGGGGUGACCAGCGGGGAGGCCUUCCUGGCUGGAAAGAGUAUCCUGAGGGAAAUCAAUACUGUCCAUCAGAACAUGGGUUACUGUCCUCAGUUUGAUGCCAUCAACGAUCUGCUAACAGGACGAGAACAUCUGGAGCUGUACGCUGUUCUCCGAGGAGUCGGCGAGAGCGAAGUCUGCGACGUGGCAGAGUGGGGGAUCAGGAAGCUGGGGCUGGUGAAGUAUGCUGAUAAAGCUGCAGGAAGUUACAGCGGAGGAAACAUGAGGAAACUGUCCACGGCCAUGGCUCUAAUCGGAGCGCCGCCCGUCGUCUUCUUGGACGAGCCCACCACCGGCAUGGACCCCAAAGCCCGCCGGGCCCUGUGGAACUGCAUCCACAGCGUCAUCAAAGAGGGGCGCUCCGUCGUCCUCACCUCUCACAGUAUGGAGGAGUGUGAGGCUCUGUGCACCAGGAUGGCCAUCAUGGUGAAUGGCAGGUUCAGAUGCCUCGGCAGCGUCCAGCACCUGAAGAACAGGUUUGGCGACGGCUACACCAUCAUCCUGCGGGUGGCGGGACCUGACCCAGACCUGCUGCCCGUCAUGAAGUUCAUAGAAAGCGAGCUUAGCGGCAGCACGCUGAAGGAGCGUCACAGGAACAUGCUGCAGUACCAGCUGCCUUCUUCUCUUACUUCACUCGCCCACAUUUUCUCCAUCCUGGCUAAAAAUAAGGAGAUGCUGCGGAUAGAAGACUACUCCGUCACACAGACCACGCUGGACCAGGUAGACACGGGUGUUCGUGAACUUUGCCAAGGACCAGAGCGAUGACUACCACUCCAAAGACAACUCUGUGAGACGGAAGGACGUCUCCGUUGACAUGUCUACACUGAGCCCCAAGGCUGCCGUGGAGGCAGCCGGACUGAGGGAGAGCGUCAUGUGACCACGCAAUCCCACACCUGGACUCUGGACCCUGCAGCAGAGAGGACCCCACAUGCUGCCUCAUGCCACUCAAUGCAAACCAACUCUGUUAGUGCCGACACCGUGAUCCAACGGUGCCUCUAAGAACAGUCCAGGGUCCGGUUGGGUUAUGAAGAAUCCGAAUCAUUUCAAACUGCCAAGGGCUCCAACGCAAAAAUCCCAAUUGAAAUAACCUCUGAUCUUUUUAGUCUUCAGACUUUUAUUUAUGUGUAGAUUAAACUAAAUGUAAUUUGUUUUAUUUCGACCAGAGGCCAAGUGGCAUUACUGUUUCCUGUAGUAUUUAGCAAGUUGAUUUUAGUUUUUUUCUAAAGAAAAGAAACAAGCAGAUUCAUUUGUUUGGUUUUAACGUAACGUGAAAAUACCUCAUUAGCUUCUGACAGAAAACUGUAGUAUUAUCAGGAAACAGCUGAUCGAGACGCGGCCACAGAUUGUUCUCGGCAUGCUCUGUUCCAGCAGCAGGAGGCUGAAGUGGCCGAUCAGACUGAAACACUUCAUCGGUCAGUUCGUGUUUGCACUGAACCUGAUUUUUAUCCAUCGACAGGAGCAAGUUUAUUUAUUGUGACAGCAGAAGAACUGUUACUACAAGGAAACCAAUACUACAAUCACAAUCACCCACAUGUCAUGUCUCUGCUCCACAUCAGUGGGUUAACCGAGGCGCCACGAGCUGCUGAGCAGUCGGUGACUCAGGACUAAACUGGAUCCAGGACAGCAGACAAGUUAGACAAAGAAAUCUGUAUAACACAGUCAGACGUCAGUAAAAAGUUCCAGGAGAAUCUAUUUUGAUUCUUAGUUUUUAAGCUGUCAGUGAUGCAUUUUGUGUCAUGAGAGACAAGUCUCUCUUCACAGACAAACCAAUGUUGGCGUCCUGCAGGUGUUUGCACAGCUGUGAACAAUAAACGCGAUCAGUAACACAACA
Messenger RNA from Betta splendens (Siamese fighting fish), 8048 nucleotides. It is a transcript of the gene abca1b, whose product is annotated as ATP-binding cassette, sub-family A (ABC1), member 1B. Gene Ontology annotation, biological process: lipid transport; transmembrane transport. Bases 206 to 6982 code for a protein of 2258 amino acids. Gene Ontology annotation, cellular component: intracellular membrane-bounded organelle; membrane. The record is from RefSeq and is a predicted model, not a curated record. NCBI's taxonomy places the organism in Eukaryota, Metazoa, Chordata, Actinopteri, Anabantiformes, Osphronemidae. Gene Ontology annotation, molecular function: ATP binding; lipid carrier activity; ATP hydrolysis activity. The transcript is spliced from 49 exons.